GACCUCAUCGGGAAGUUUUUAAUUCCGAGCUCCACGCAGUUACUUCAACGAAUGCAUUAAAAGAUAGAUACAAUACUACUAUAAAUAAGUCCUUUUUUCGCGAUGAAGCUCCAAAUAAAAAAAUAAAAAUCAGCGCUUUUGGAGAUGGGAGGGCUUACCGGUUUUUAUUGCGGACGCCUGCCCUAUCGCCUGGAAUUGUAGGAAUAGAUUUAGAGGAAAAUAAAAAUCUCGAAAUUUCUAAACUAAAAGUAGUGGAUCCAUUUUCCCACGGGUCGUUUGCUGAUAAGAAUGCUAAACGCCUAUUGGAGCGAAUUAGCACUUCAAAAAGCUCCAUGGAGCAGGACGGCGGGCGUCCGGCCAUCCCGGCGUCCAGAUUCCAAGUGGCUUCUGUCCGGCGAGACAUCUCUUACUUGCCAGUUUCCUUGCGAAAACUUCCCGAGUCGAGUCGUCUAUUCCGUGGCUCGAACGCUAUUACUGCCGGCCUAGAAAGAGCGAGGGCCUCCUUACGUAAGCAGGAUCACGUGGAAAGCAAAGAGACUGUCUUUCCGGUCUGUGAAAAUAAAAAAUCUCUUCCGAUGCUGCAGCAUAAUAUUCAAGAAAAAACCAUCGCAACUGAAGUUGCGCCUGCUGAGAGCCCGUCUACCCUGUCCUGCACGAACACCCCUGAAGCUAAAGAAAUGCCACAGGAGGACACACGUGGUGAAGUCUCACCUGUCCAUGUGAAAACUCUUCACGAGGGAAUUUUCACAUUCACCGAGCCGUUCUUAUUAUAUAAUGAACACUUUAGCUUGCCAACCACAUGUCUUUUUCCGAUAUCGCCUCCAGAACCUCUUGAGCCUUCACUUAGCCUUCCAGAAGAAAAGAAAGAAAAGCAAAUAAAAAGUAACACAGAAUCUUUAACUAAACUUCGUAACGAAGAAUCAUUAAAAACUUUUCCAAUAACUUCUGAAAAUUUUUUUUCUACUAAAACUUUUUUUAAACCAGAAGCUGAAAAAAAUGAGGGGAGCAUUGACGUGCCCGUAAAAGUUUCUGAAGAACCUGAAAACCUUAAAAGAAACUGUAGUGAGGUGCCAUUUAAUGAAAAAAGUGAGAGCCCUACACUUUCUUCGGAGGUUAUUAACAGCAAACGCACAACUGUUAUAGGCAAUUAUUACAUAUAUAUUUAA
Zophobas morio is the source of this 1166-nucleotide messenger RNA. RefSeq lists its product as uncharacterized. Bases 333 to 1166 code for a protein of 277 amino acids. The record is from RefSeq and is a predicted model, not a curated record. The transcript is spliced from 13 exons. Lineage: Eukaryota; Metazoa; Arthropoda; Insecta; Coleoptera; Tenebrionidae.